AUGUUGUCUAACGCAAAGUUCCUACUAUCAUUGGCUAUGGCCUCUAGCGCUUUCGGAUUAGUGUCCAACUCUAGCUCUUCUGUAAUCGCGGCGCCAUCAAGUGAUGCCAUUAUUGCCGGUAACAAUACUGCUACACCUGCACCAGAACCAUCUUCCGCUGUUCCACCUUUCUAUAACUCCACUGCUACUACAACGCAGUACGAAGUUGUCAGCGAGUUUACAACCUAUUGCCCUGAACCAACAACUUUCGUAACGAAUAACGCAACAUAUACCGUGACUGCUCCAACGACUCUGACGGUAACAAAUUGUCCUUGUACCAUCGAGAAGCCAGCCUCUGAGACUUCAGCUUCCUCUACGCAUGAUGUGGGGACAAAUUCUAACGCCGCCAACGCAAAGGUAAUUCCAAGUGCCUUGGGUUUGUUCGGUGCUGUUAUGAUGCUAUUAUAA
Messenger RNA from Saccharomyces kudriavzevii IFO 1802, 447 nucleotides. It is a transcript of the gene SPI1, whose product is annotated as Spi1p. The transcript has a single exon. Gene Ontology annotation, molecular function: structural constituent of cell wall. Bases 1 to 447 code for a protein of 148 amino acids. Gene Ontology annotation, cellular component: fungal-type cell wall. Gene Ontology annotation, biological process: fungal-type cell wall organization. The record is from RefSeq and is a predicted model, not a curated record. Lineage: Eukaryota; Fungi; Ascomycota; Saccharomycetes; Saccharomycetales; Saccharomycetaceae.